AUGGUGGUGCUGCGAUGGAAACUAAUGGAGGAAAGAUUUUCUUGCAAGAGAAGGAGAAAGGGAGCGUCUGUUUUUGCGCUGGCAACCCCCACCUUUUCAGAAUCUUCUUGUGAUUUGUCUAUUUUAUCUUGCUUCAGAAGUUUUGAGUCUUUGGAUGAUGAUGGAAGCUCACAUUCUGCAGAGGGCCAGUGGGUUUCUUCUCCAGCUGAGUUAGGAGUGGAGAAGGCUCAGCGGCCUCAUCCCGGCGUCAGCAACCUUACAGCGACGGAAGAAGAACCUAGGCGGUUGAGUAAAUUGACGAGCCUCACCGGACGAACGGAGAAGCAACUGAGGACCACCGGGCUUUCGGCGGAGUACCAAGCAGAUCAAGUGACACCGAGCUCAGAGCAGAAGCAAGCCGAGCUGUCUCCGAGAUCAUACGGGGCUGAACUUUGUGCACCCAAGGCCUAA
This is a messenger RNA of Striga asiatica, 450 nucleotides long. Lineage: Eukaryota; Viridiplantae; Streptophyta; Magnoliopsida; Lamiales; Orobanchaceae. The record is from the annotation of a GenBank genome assembly.